UGCCGCAACUCGACGUUAUAGCGUCUGCGUCUGACAUGCCUUUGUUUUUAUUUAUUGAUUUAUUGCCGCUCAGUCUUAGUUAAUGCAGUAAAGUUUGGUUUGAUGCUCACUAAUUUUCACGAUGUCAGCUCGUGAUCCCCGAAACUUAGAUUCUAUGACAUCUAAUGAUAAUAUUUCCACAAAUUCGACGGACGAAGGAUUGCCUCGAGACUUCAGUCAAAUAAGUCUUAUAAGCACAUCGAAACCAGAUGAAUUUUAUAGCAAUGGCCAUUCCGAACUUGCUUUAAAAAAUUUAUAUGGAUAUUAUCGAUCACAGACGCUUUGUGACGUAGUACUGAUUGCCGAAGGUUGCAGGGUUCCUGCACAUAAAGUAGUAUUAUCAUCAUGCAGCGAGUAUUUUGCAGCAAUGUUUACAGGCUCUUUGAAAGAAGCAAAGCAAAAUGAAAUUGUAUUGGAAAGAGUUGACUCAACAGCUCUCAAAUCAUUGGUGCAUUAUUGCUACACUGGUAUAAUAGAGCUAAAGGAGGAAUCAGUUGAGAUGUUACUGGCAACAUCAAGUUUAUUACAGCUAGAUGCUGUUACAAAAGCUUGCUGCACUUUCUUGAUGAACCAGCUUGAUCCUUGUAAUUCUUUAGGGAUUGCUUUGUUUGCUGAACAACAAUCUUGCCUCACUUUACACAAAAGUGCUUUGGAGUACACUUAUCAACAUUUCAUGGAGGUAAUGAAGCAGCCAGAAUUUCUAUCUUUACAUGUAGAUCAGUUAGCCAACUUGCUCAAAUCAGAUGAACUUAAUGUAAUCUCGGAAGAGGAUGUGUGUGAUUGUGUUUUAACGUGGGUACACCAUGAUAAAGAAAACAGGGAAAAAUAUUUACCAACUUUAUUAAAACUUGUUAAAUUACCCUUACUAUCAUCGGAGUAUUUAAUUGACAAAGUGGAGCAGACUUGUGGUAAAAUAAAAGAGUGUCAACCAUUAAUCAUGGAAGCAGUGAAGUGGCAUCUACUGCCGGAAAGACGAGGUUCACUUGCAUCUUAUAGAACAAGACCAAGGACUUCUACGAUUGGUCGACUCUUGGCUAUCGGUGGAAUGGAUGGUAACAAGGGUGCAAGUAAUAUGGAAAUCUAUGACCCUCGGACUAAUACUUGGAGUCCAUACAUGAGAAUGGGCACUAGACGAUUACAAUUUGGAGUUGCAAUCCUCCCACGCAGGCUGAUCAUUGUGGGUGGCAGGGAUGGCUUGAAGACAUUGAAUACUGUGGAUUCUUUCGACAUUUCGACGUUGAGCUGGAGCACGCUGGCGCCGAUGAACACGCACCGGCACGGGCUGGGCGUGGCCGUGCUGGGCGAAGGGCCCAAUGCCCCCGUCUACGCGGUCGGCGGACACGACGGCUGGAUAUAUCUCAACUCCGUUGAAAGAUGGGACUGUAUAACGCGGUCGUGGACAAUGGUGGCGCCGAUGGCGGGUGCGCGCAGCACGUGCGGCGUGGCGGUGCUGGGCGGGAGGCUGUACGCGGCGGGGGGACGCGACGGCGGCGCCUGUCUGCGCUCGCUCGAGUGCUACGACCCCGCCACCAACCACUGGCACAACUGCGCGCCCAUGACGCGUCGUCGCUGCGGACUCAGUAUGUGCGCUGCGGGCGGGUACCUGUACGCGCUGGGCGGGCACGAGGCGCCGGCCAACACUGUGGGAGGGCGACUGGCCUGUGUGGAGCGCUACGACCCCACCACCGACACGUGGACCUUGCUGGCGCGACUCUCCUACGCGCGAGACGCCAUCGGCUCAUGUCUUCUCGGUGACAAGAUCGUCGCCGUCGGUGGGUACGAUGGUGCGCAGUACUUAAAUUUAGUGGAAAUUUACGACGCGGAGAACAACACUUGGCGUAAUCUGGCUCCAUUAUCAAUAGGUCGUGCGGGCGCCGCUGUUGUCGCCAUACCGCCGACCAACAAAAUCCUUUGAUACGGAUUGUUUCGUCUGAAUCGUUUGUAUUUUGAAAGACAAAGAAACACAGAUUAAAAAUAACUGAUUUACUCUUCAUUAUUAUAUCUGAAUAAACAAUGUAUUGUACGGAACGUAAGAAGGUAUCAUUGGUUUAGUUUAUUGCACGCAAAGGAUCACAAAAAGAUAAAUAAUUCACUUGUGCUAUUUGUACUUAAAGGUUUUAUGUUUCUAUUAUGUUGAGCGUAACAUUUUUUUUUAAAUAAUAUGCUUUUGAAUAUUAUAUGAUCUUUAUAGUUAAUGAAAAUCCAAAAAAAUUGCGAAUAAAUAAAACGAUUGGAAUAUCGUUUGUAACGUAGAAGAGUGAAGUAGAAAUAAAUUGUAAGUUUUAAUUUCUUUUUUUAAUAAAAAAGUCAUUUUUCUUUUUCGCAUGGCAGCAUUUUUAGUUUACUUUCUUAAUAAAAAUUUAUUAAACUUUUGACUUUACAUUAGAUAAUUAAAAAAAGACUUUUACUUGUGAUCGCUAACGACUAGAUUUAUCAUCCAAAAAGUAUAAAAGACGUGUAACUAACAUAUUACAAAACUUUUAUAAGUUCCUCAUUUAUUAAAUUUGUUUAACCUAAAAUUAAGCUUAGAUCAUUUACCGUUGGUUUCUGACACCAAAAUCUGUGUAUAAAACUUCGUCUUUGACAAAACAGAGUUAACAAUAUGUUUUAAACAAGCUUCAAGAAGCGAGCACACAAUUUCCUUUAAGGCCGGCGACGCAUCUGCAGUUCCUCUGGUGUUGCAGAUGUCCAUGGGUAUCGUUGAUCACCUCGGUGUUCACGCCCCUCGUUUGCCCCCUUCUCUUAUAUAAAAAAACAGAUAUUUUGGUCUCAGAAACCCACGGUUGGUAUUAAAGUUUCUCUAUUUAGAUCCACCAACCUAUAAGUAUGGUGCUUAAUAUUAAUUAUUUACUGUGAUCAUAUAAACCUUAAAUCAAACAUAUUUUUGUUAAAAAAAUCAUAAACCGAUAUUUAUUAUAAGUGUAUAUUCAAUUGUAUUUGUGCUGCCUUACUGUGUGUUUCGAUUGUUGUGAUACUUGUAUUGAAACAUGUCAAGUUUCACUAUAUUCAAAACCCACAGAUACAAUCAAACUAUUGUAUAGCUUACCCGCGACUACUCUGUGCCAAAUUUUAUACAGAUACAUUUCGCCAUUUUGUAUUCACCUGCUAACAAACAUCCAUACAUCUAAACUGUCCCAUUUAUAAUAUUAGUAAGAUUAUAGUUGACAUGUGCUUCUUUCGGUUUAUAUAAGUAAAUUAAAAUCACCCAUUUUCAUGAGAUAAGUUCAUGAACUAACUUAAGUAACUUACCGUGGGUUUCCGAGACAAAAACCUCUGUUUAAAAUCUUUCUUUUGUCUAAGAUAAUAACGGGGAUUACGGUAGGUUUUAUACUGAGAUUUUGGUAUCAAAAACCCACAGUUAAUAAGCUCAAUAGAUCGAUUCUAGAUGAUCUCAUAAUGUGCUCCUUGACAUCCGUCAACUUGCUAUCUCCGAAAGUGCGAUCGUAGGAGGCUGGCAAAUCCGAAUUUAACUUUCUGAUUUUUCGACCGCAUUUUUUCGAUGUUUGUGAUUUCAUACAGUAUAUUUUAACUGCAGAUAUUUUUUCAUUGUCAAAUACUUGUAUGAAAACAUUUUAUUCCUCUCAUUUUGCUUACAUAUGAAUAAUUAUUACGGUUAAAAAUAAGAAAACGUAACAUC
Molecule: messenger RNA, 3676 nt
Organism: Papilio xuthus (Asian swallowtail)
Lineage: Eukaryota; Metazoa; Arthropoda; Insecta; Lepidoptera; Papilionidae
Product: kelch-like protein 5
Exons: 10
Coding region: 122-1954 (610 amino acids)
Molecular function (GO): protein binding
Source: RefSeq, a predicted model, not a curated record